This is a messenger RNA of Drosophila grimshawi, 3690 nucleotides long. RefSeq names its product transcription factor SPT20 homolog. Lineage: Eukaryota; Metazoa; Arthropoda; Insecta; Diptera; Drosophilidae. The transcript has 6 exons. The record is from RefSeq and is a predicted model, not a curated record. Bases 226 to 3561 code for a protein of 1111 amino acids.
CUCUUUAGAUCGGCAUACUGCGUCGGGUUUUGUUUGUUGUGACGCGCGACAAGUGGCAGGAUAACGGAUAGGGAUAUCCACUAUAUAAAUAUACACAAGUAGAAAUCGGUGUCUGUGCUGUGCAGUGUGUAGUGUGUAGUGCAUUAUUUCUUAUAAUUCAACUUUUAGCCAGCUAAAGACAGCAGCAGUGCGGAUUGACAAACUUUGAAAUUGUUGUCCUGCAAGAUGCGCUUGCAACGUUUGCCAUUGCUGUUGGCGCUGUUCGCAGUUGGAGCAGCUGUCGGCGCAGCCACAACGAAGCCAAAAACCGAAUCCAAGCCCAAACAUGAGCCGGCAAUCAGCCAAUCCACCAAGAAGACCACGCCCACAACCGUUGCCAGCAGCAAACCAACGACAACGAAAACAACAGCAACAGGAACAACAACAACAACCCGUCAGUCGAAGGCUCUGAAGUCGGUGGUCGGCGAGAAUCGCGGCAAGCGCACCCUGUACAACUUUGGCAAUGCGGGUUAUCUCUAUCCGGAGGUGGCCAGUCGGCGUGCUGGCUACGUGGACAACUACUAUCCCCAGUCGGGCUACUACAAUGGACAGCAGGCAAUAGCGCAAUAUCCGAGCAGUUAUGGCGGCGCCUAUGCGCCAUAUCCGCAGUAUCUGGAGGCACCGGAGCCCAUCAUUGAGAUCAUCAUCAAGGAUGCGAAUGAGACGCUGGCCGAGGAGCCACCGCAGCCCCUCGUGACGAAGAAGAAGCGCAAGAAGGAGAAAGUGCAUGUGUUCUAUGUGAACUACAAGAAGGAUCAGAACAACAAGCUGCAUCUGGAGUCACCCAUUGCCUCGCUGAACAACGAUGACAACGACGAGCCCGAGGAGGAGGAAGAGGAGGAGAUCAUACAAUACCCGGUUACACCACUGCCACCACUCAAGGCAACCACGUUGCGCACCAUCAUCCAUCCCGACUCGGAGAAGUAUCACAGCAACAGUGGCAUCCAUGUCUCCUUCGGCGAGGAGAGCAAACAUCAAAGUGGCCACAUCCUGGAGGAGCACAAUGCGGAGAGCAUUCAGCGACAGGUGGUCGCAUUGCCCUUAACCAAUACACGCGCCGACUAUGGACGCGAGAGCAACUUUGCACGUGGCGGCUCCAGCUCCAAUCAACUCUUUGCCACCAGCAGCAGCAGCAACUAUCAGCAACACCAGCAGCACCAGCAACAGUUGCCCACCCAGCACAGCAGCAACUACUUUAGGCCACCCACUGCACCAAUCAAACAUCAGCAACAACAGCAGCAGCAGCAGCAGCAGACAUCGCAGCAACACUUCUAUCAGAAGCAGCAACAGUCGACAAGGCCCAGCAUAACACAGCAACAGUUGCCCGCAACAUCCUCGCAGACCAUAUUCAACAAGCUGGUGCAGCAAUCCCAAUUCUAUAUCAAUCACAAUCAGCAAUAUCAGCCACAACCACAGCCACAGCAGCAGCAGCCACAGCAACAGCAAUAUCAGAAGCCGCCACAUAAGCAUGUCCAGGUGCCAUUCUUCCCAACACCAGUUCCAACCCAGCAAAAAGCACACGAGUUGCCACCGCGUGCCACGCCAGCGCCAUAUCAGCCCAUUAAGUUCCGCCCAACGCCCGCACCGGCGGCACAGGUGAAGCCAUUGCAGUUGCCACUCAAGCUGGAAAAUGUCAACUAUCAGCAACAGCAACAGCAGCAAGCACAGCAGCAGCAAGCACAUCAGCAGCAAGCACAUCAGCAGCAACCAUAUCAAUUUGUCAGACAGCCGCAGUUUGUGCAACAGCCGCAGUUUAUUGUGCACUCACCCACAGCAGCACCCGACUACUAUCAGCAACAUACGCAACACCAGCAACAGCAGACACACCAACAACAGCAACAGGAGCACAAAUAUUCCUCGCACGCUCUCAACUAUUUUGAUAUUAAGCCGUCCAAGGAAACGGAGCUGCUCAAGUCGAUACCCAAAUUCGAGCAGCACAUUACGGAAACGCUGCACAAUCCACUGAGUCAGCAACUGGCACAUCAGUCAUUUGGCUACAGCGGCAAUCGCAAUGAGGUGAUUCAUGAUAUACCCGCACCCAAUCUGGCACCACAGGCCGCCACUGCUGCCCAGCCAGUUGCUGGCCAUUAUAUCACAGCCAGCUCCACGCAGCAUGCCCAGCAACAGCAGCAGCAACAGCAGCAGCAGCAACAGCAGCAACAGCAGCAUCAUCACCAGCAGCAUUACAGCAACUUUGUUAGUGCAACAUCUUCACCGGUUUAUGCCGAGUCCACACAUGGCCAGAAGGUUAUGGUGGUGACACCUGUUCCGCCCACCAGCAGCAGUUAUGCCAACUACAACCAGUAUUCACAGGCCAACAGCGAGCAGGUGAUUCAGGUGCAUCCACAGAGCAGCAGCUAUGCAGCCCAGCAACCCAGGCAAUCCCAGGCAGCAGCUGUUGACAACUCACCCUUCAGUGUGUCCACCUAUCACUCGGAUGUGUUCAAGGAGCUGCAGCAGCGACAACAACAAGAAAAGCAACAGCAGCAGCAACAGCAGCAGCAACAGCAGCAGCAAUCGUCCUAUGGAAAACCAAGCAAACCAGCAGUUGCAGCUGCUGCUGCUGCUCCGAGCACAUCGUCGGCAGCUCCAACUCCACCAACAGUGCCCAAUGGUAAGGCAUCGCAGACGCUGCUGCAGCUGCCCGACGAGGUGCCAGACGAUCUGCGCCAGCAACUCUUCUCCUCCGGCAUACUGAACAACGCGGACAUCUCGGUGCUGGACUAUGACAAGCAAGGUGACAUUGCGCUCGAGAAUCUGCCGGCGGAGCAUCUGCAGCAUUUCUAUGGCAAUGGCGGCGGUGCCCAGCUGGCCGAGACAAACAAGGUGCUGACCGUGGUCAAGCCCAAUGGCGACAAGGUGUCGCUCAGCGAGAAGCAAAUCGAACGCGUCAAGCAGAGCAACUCGCUGCCCCAGAAACAGAAUCUGGAUGUGAAGGUGGUCCGCUACGAAGCCGAUCAGGGCCAGAGUGUCAGUGAGAAAUAUGUGCGCACGGAUGCCACUGUGGUGCGACCGGUGGAACUGGCUGGCGAACGUCAGCAAUACAAUCGCUAUUUGCCGCUAAAGAUCAACGGAGCACAGUUUCCCAUACCCGAGAGCGAGGAGUUGCUGGGCAAGAAGAUUGUGAGCGUUGUUGUGCUGGCUCCAGUUGAGGCGCACGCGAAUGAGGCACGCAGCAGCAGUGUGGAUAGCAAAGAGGUCAAGUUUUUGGGUGGUGAUCUGGUCAAGACGCUGGUCAAGAAACCGACCAAGGACAACUUCAAACGCUGGCUGGAAAAGGAAUCGCGCACAGACCUCGAACUGCAGUCGGUGGUGCUGCUGGUGGCCAAAUCGAGCGAGUCGGCGGAGCAGGAGAUCUUCAUGUAUGACAUUGCGACGGGCAGCGUGAAUAAGCUGAAUGGCGAACUCUCGAGCACGUUCGUCAAUGUGGCCGAGGAGAAUGCCAGCAGCGAGGACUUGGAGCAUGCGGCCACACUGGACCCCAGCUCGCUGGAGACCAUGAUGCAUUUGCGUCGCAGAUAAAGAAUAAAUCAAUCGAAUAUCGCCUCGAACAUCGCCGCAAAUCGCACACACAACAUGCCAUUUAGAUACUCGACUCGACCUAGAAAUGUGCCCAUGAUAAAUAGAUAUCCUCGAUGCACUUCUAUUUGA